GUGAGCAGCCUGCCGGGGGCGUCGGCGCCGCCGCCGGAUGAGGCGGCGGGCCACGAGGAGGCGCUGGCGCCUGGCUGCUACCCCGACCCAUCGCUCACGCUGGAGGCGCUGGCAUAUGACGGCCACCGCGGCCCGUCGCUCAGCAUGGAGUGCCCCUCGCUCGAGACGCUCCUGCAGGAGAUGCAGAACGCCGUGGCGGCGGCGGACAUCAAGCUGGAGAGGCUGGAGAGAUUCGAGGAUGACUCUGUGCGCAGCAGGCCCACGAGCACACCGCGCUCUCGGGGCGACGGCUCCAGGCCUCCAGAGCCGCCCACGCCGCUGCCCAGCGCCCGCUCGGCGUCGCCGCGGCGCCCAGAG
Molecule: messenger RNA, 357 nt
Organism: Prorocentrum cordatum
Lineage: Eukaryota; Dinophyceae; Prorocentrales; Prorocentraceae
Source: the annotation of a GenBank genome assembly